This is a messenger RNA of Sceloporus undulatus (fence lizard), 6529 nucleotides long. It is a transcript of the gene SLC39A10, whose product is annotated as solute carrier family 39 member 10. The coding region runs from base 320 to 2878 and encodes 852 amino acids. The transcript has 10 exons. Gene Ontology annotation, biological process: positive regulation of B cell receptor signaling pathway; zinc ion import across plasma membrane; intracellular zinc ion homeostasis. Gene Ontology annotation, cellular component: membrane. The record is from RefSeq and is a predicted model, not a curated record. Gene Ontology annotation, molecular function: zinc ion transmembrane transporter activity. NCBI's taxonomy places the organism in Eukaryota, Metazoa, Chordata, Lepidosauria, Squamata, Phrynosomatidae.
UAGACACACAGAAAGAGAGAGAGAUACACACACCCCUAUAGUAGUACUCUCUGGGCCCUCGCGUGGCAGCCGCACUCUUAAAGGCAAAGGAGGCGCGCGUAAGGCGGUUUUGUGAAUGUGCGUAAGGGGGGGGUGGCGAGAGUGUGUGCAAAGAAGGAGCAGCAGUGACGGCAGGGCGUAAGUCGUCGUCGUCGUCCCGCAGCAGCAGCAGCACUGCAGAGAGAGAGUGGGAGGAGGAGGCGGCACCCCGCGCGCGCGGCGGUUUGGUACCGAGCGGAGAGGGCGAUGCACACGGCACUCUCGGGCUGAGAAAAUAGAAAUGACGGUACAUAUGCACACACAGUUUUGCCUCAUAUGUUUGCUGACAUUUGUAUUUCACCAAUGCCACCAUUGCCAUGGCCAUGGUGCUGAAAAAGGCCAAAGUAACAACCACCAUAGUGAUCAGGUCUCAAACAUGCCGUAUCUCCAGAAUGGAAGGACAGAACCUGCACCUAGUAAGGAAGCUGAGGAGGAACAGAAAUAUUAUAUUGAAAAACUCUUUGAGUGUUAUGGUGAAAAUGGGAGAUUGCAUUUUUGGGGUCUGGAGAAAUUGCUGAUGAACCUUGGGCUUGGCGAAGUCAAAGUAGUGGAAAUAAAUCAUGAGGACAUUGGUCACGAUCAUGUUUCUCACUUAGAUCUAAUAGAGGUACAAGAAGGAAAGCAUUCUCAUUCCCAUAGCCAUCCCCAUCCCCAUAGUCACUCAGGCUCAGAAAACCAGACUCUGAAUGAAGGGCCUACCAAAAGAAACCAGAAGUGUGACCCUGAAAAAGAAGUAACAGAGCCAUCUCUGAAACCUGGUGGAAAACACACCCAUGGCCAUAAUGGCCACCAUAGGCACCGCCAGCGCUGCCACUGCCACCACCCACACCAUCACCCGGGCCAUAAUGGUAGCCAUCAUUCUCAUAAUGAUUCUAUUAGUGCCAGCGAUCAUGGGGAACCAAGUCACGAGCCUUCAACAGAAACCAACACUACUCAAGAACACUGUGAAAUAAAACCAUGCAAGGAAAAGAAGAGGCGGAGAGACAAGAAGAAGAACAGUGAGACCGCUGUUGAAGCCAUGCAAGAUUUUACUCCUGAACAUGACUCCAAUGAGCAAUACAAACACAAUCGUGUUCAAAAAGAAGACCACGUGCAUGAAGGACCUUUGUCACGUGUGCGGUUUCAUGAUAAUGACCAUUCACCCACUCGUGGGCAGCAAGAUUCAAAUCCUGCCAGUGGAGCCAGCUAUCGGCAUGCUAGCAAGCGUGAAGCCCCUCAUAAUCACAAUGGCAUGAAGAAGCAUGUUCAUAAGGACCAUAACAAAAAUGAAGAUUAUCACGAAGAGUGCUUAAAUGUCACCCAGCUGCUAAGGCAUUAUGGCCUUCGCCCCAGUUCUCCCAUUUCUCCAAGCUUGUUUACAUACCUGUGUCCUGCAUUGCUCUAUCAGAUUGACAGGAGACUUUGUAUUGAGUAUUUUGAGGAUUUAUUGAUUGAAGACUUGAAUAAAGGCAAAAAUGCAUCACUUGGGAGUGUGAAUAAAACAGGUGCAUCAGCCUGGAUUUGUGGUCUCAUUUCUAUCACGGUCAUUAGCCUGCUGUCCUUGCUAGGUGUGAUCUUGAUUCCUAUAAUUAACCAAGGGUGCUUCAAAUUUCUCCUCACCUUCCUGGUUGCUCUUGCGGUGGGAACAAUGAGUGGAGAUGCACUACUACAUCUGUUGCCACAUUCCCAAGGGGUGCACAACCACAGUCACCAUGAAGGCCAAGGUCACCACCAGCAUGAGCACCAGCAUCUCCAUAGCCAUUCCCAUGGACAUGGGGGACUGGUCCACAGCUUCCUAGAAGAGUACGAUGCUGUACUGAAGGGACUGGUGGCACUUGGUGGGAUUUACCUCCUGUUCAUUAUCGAACACUGCAUAAGAAUGUUCAAGCACUACAACAAACAAAAGACUAAGCAGAAAUGGUGCAAGAAAAAACAGAUGGUUGAUGAAUCACCAGUUGGGAGGAAACUUUCAGAUCAUAAACUAAACAGGCCCGAUGCUGACUGGCUUCAGCUCAAGCCUCUAGCUGGGGCAGAUGAUUCUGUGUUAUCCGAUGAUCGACUUAAUGAAACUGAACUAACUGACCUUGAAGGGCAAAUGGACUCCCUGCCGAAAGCCUUCCUGUCUGUAGAAGAAGAAAACAGUAUGCUCCAUUCCCAUAAUGAUGUUUCCCAUGCUGUUCAGGACAACGAUCUCCCUCACCAAAGCAACCACCGAGCAGACAAGAUCAUCAUGAGGAAACACAACCACCUUUGGUCACACAAGCACUCCCACCAUUCUCACGGACACUGUCAUUCUGGGAAGGACCUGAAAGACACAGGCAUAGCAAACAUAGCCUGGAUGGUGAUCAUGGGAGAUGGUAUCCACAAUUUCAGUGAUGGUCUGGCCAUUGGGGCAGCUUUCAGUGCUGGCUUGACAGGAGGAAUCAGCACCUCUGUAGCAGUAUUUUGUCAUGAGCUUCCCCAUGAAUUGGGCGACUUUGCUGUGCUGCUGAAGGCAGGCAUGACUGUGAAGCAGGCCAUUGUUUACAAUCUCCUCUCGGCCAUGAUGGCUUAUGUAGGAAUGCUCAUAGGAACAGCCGUGGGACAGUAUGCCAAUAACAUCACCCUCUGGAUCUUUGCAAUCACUGCUGGCAUGUUCCUCUAUGUAGCCCUUGUGGACAUGCUUCCAGAGAUGCUUCAUGGGGAUGGCGACAAUGAAGAGCAUGGCUACUGUCCAGUGGGACAGUUUAUCCUUCAGAAUUUAGGAUUGGUCAUGGGAUUUGCCAUUAUGCUGGUGAUUGCCCUUUAUGAAGACAAAAUAGUGUUGGACAUCCAGUUUUGACCAUUUGCAGUACUUAACUGUGGUUACAACCACGUUACUGUAUGGCUUUUCAGUCUGCACUGUUGUACUGUAUGCACAUUUGUUCCCAGGCAAAGCAGUAUGGCGUGUGCUACCUUACAAGUAACAGUAUUCUGGUGUCUGUAUAAACAAGAUCCUGCUUUCUAGCCAAACACACACACACACACACACACACAGCCUGGUUGAAUGAGGUUCAGCUCCCCAAAGGUCAGAUCUAGGUUUGAUUUCAUUUCUAAUUGGGGCAUGUUGGAAGCAGGAGAUCUAACCCCAAUGCUCAGGAUGCUGUUAACAAUUGUAUUGGAGAGUCUCCCCUGCCCCUUGCCAGCUUACUGUUGCACUGUGCUAUUGAGGUCAAAUUGCUGACAAAGUCUUUUGUGUAAUACUUAAGCAAAUGUGACAUGCUCACCCUCUGCCAAGAGCCAGAGCAUGAAGUUCCAAGGUGUACCAUCCUUGACAGGUGGCCCAUAGGCUUUGUCACAGCUUCUGACCUCCCACCAUGUACGCAUACACAGAACAACAAGAAACAAUCCAGAAAUGCAUGACUGGAGAGUAUUCUGGGUGCUUGGGGUUGCAUUUUCUUUUUAAAAAAUAUUUAAAAUGAAGGGUUUCAAGCUUGUUACUUGUGAAUUGCCUUUUGGCAGUAUCAGGGGUGCAUCCCUGCACCUCCCUGCUCUGGACAUUGUUUCUUAAUAAUGUUCAGUCAGCUGUUCUGCACUGUGCUGAAUGGUCAGUGACCAAAGUGAAACUAUGUAUUCUCUUGGAUCAGAUCUUUCACUUCAGUUUUCUCACCCUUCGCUCAGUCCUUUUAGAGGAAGAGUCUGGAUCUUCAGCCCUCCAGAGGCUCCUGAACUGCAUCUCGCAGCUUUCCUCACCAUUGACUAUGUCAGCUAUGGCAGCUGGGAGUUGCAGUCCAACAUCCUCUGGUGGGCUGUGUGAUUUUUAACCCUAUUUGAGAAGUUGGAAAAGUUGAUUUGUUGAGGUGACAACAUCCAGAAAUUAACUUUUCCAAAUUCAGCAGUCACUGAGCAGACCUUCUUACCUGCAGUCACUGUUGUCUCCUUUGUCUACCCCCAUUAGCUCCGCAGUUUCAGGCUCCCUUGGGAAAGAGGACAACAGAUCCAGGAACCUCUUUCCCUGGAUGAGAGUCAUGCCGUGGUGCAUUGUUGUCCUUUGGAAGUCCAAGAAAGCAAGCUGAGGAUUUCUGCCACAGGCUUUAGAGGGCUAGGUUCCCAACAGUUGGGGUUUGAGAGAGGUGACAGCUAGUAGGUAUUUAAUGUUGGCUUGUAGAUUUUUGUUAGCAAAAUGCCAAAUUGUUGAUACUGCUUUUGGACUCUUUCUUUUCCUCUUUCUUUCUUUUUCUCUUUGGUCCUUUUGUUGCAUUACCAUGCUAUGUAGCAGUGCUACUCAAAACCUGAAAUUGUGUUAUUGUUUUCCUCCCUCCUAUAAUGAAGCGCAUGCAUUGGAUUUCUUUGGUCAUGACAGCCAAAUUUGUUCUCACAUUAUAACCUUAAAAUCCAGGCUGAGAAGAGCUGAUCCAGUGCUCCUCAGAAGCAGUCCUGGUGACUGUUUACAUAAUUCCCCAGUACAGUUUUGAAUGUAUUACGUUGAAUGCCUUGCCACCUUUGCUUCGAGCCAUUGCUAGGACUUGGGGUUUCUGUAAAUAAAAAGGCUCACUCUUUGGCAUUGGCUACGCAAGCAUUUUGGUUACUUUUUAUUACACAGGGCUUGUUCCUAUGUUGCUGCUGCAGUUAGGCUUUUUCUGUAACAUAGGAACUCUGCGUCAUCCAAUUGAAAGGGCAAGCUGGGUACAUUCUUGCCUCAAAGGUAACAUCUUCCAGGGAAUUAAAGUAACCCCGUUGCCUUGUUUUAGUCUCCCAUGUUGACUGCAGAGUUCCUGUAUUACUGAAACAGUAUGGGAAGCAUAGGUACCGCAGAGGCAAUGUAGGAGCAAGUCUUUAGAUUAUAAUAAAGCAUGUUGUAGACUCAUGGUGGAUGUGGCUUGGGAGGAUGGGCUCAGCCAAAAGCCUUAACCAGCAGAGAUCAGCUUUAAUACUACAUUGUCCAGUGCCAAGCAGCUUAUAUUGCUAGGUACAGAUUGGUCUUCUCUGUAAUAUGAUAGUGGGCACUUGUAAGAAGUGCACACCCUGUUCAUUUUCCUGUUUGAUGCUAACACAGCCUAAUAGUAUUAACAUUAGCAUGGCAGUUGCUUUCUUCCAACAUGCUGCCCUCUCUCAGUUCAUCUCUUGAUACAGGAGUUAAGCUGAGUAGGUACAGGUUGGCACUGGUAGUUAGGCUCAUGUCAGGUAGCUCCUAAAGAUGAGCUAGGUUGGGAAAUGGAACAAGGCUUCAUUCCAAAUUAAAAUCAGCUUUUCUUUUGGAUUCUUCCAGUUCAUUUCUCUUAUCAUUCCUCUUUUUUUUUAAAGAAAAAUAAUAUGUGACCACUGUUGUCUACAUUAAAGGUAUGUUAAAUGCCUUUUGUUAGGCCUCUUUUUAUGGUGGUGAAGGUUGGAAUAGUGUUAAGUGUUGACCAUAUUUUUUACCAGUUGGUGUUCAGACCAGGGCUCAAAUCCUGCAAGCAUUUACCAUUCUGGGUCCUACUGAGUUGGUCUUGCCCUCCUCACUGCAGAGGGUACCCUUUUUAAUGGAGCCAGAGAAAAGGACACUGAACUCGCGUUGAAAUAAGUGGUACUUUCUCUUGUCUCUGGCUUGGAGAUUCCAACUCCAUUUUAAUUAAAUUUGCCAAAUAAAAAGAAAGGUCAUGGCAUUGCUGAAGUGACUUUUUUUUUAGCCAAGAAAAACUUCUGAGGGAUGGUGGGGUGGGAAGAUCUGCUUUUUAAGGUUUAUUUUUGUAAUUAUGAAUAAAGCUUUCUCUACUUCAGGUAGUACCUUUCCCCCCAUUUUGCUGGCAUGUGGUAUUGUAUAAUGUUGCCUUGUCUAGGGAAACAAAACAAUAAUUUCAUUCUCAGUUACAAAAGUUGACCAAGAUGCACAAGUUGAAGAGCGGUAGGAUUUGCGUUUUCCUUCCCAAUGGGAUGCGUCCUUGUUUUUUGCAUACACGGUGUGUUAUACUUUGUGAAGAGUCAGACAGCAGUCAUGGCUUCUUCUGUUUCCUUGAGUACUGAAGUCCCAGAAUAUUUUGAAAUGCGAUAGUUUUAAUUCACAUUGGGGGCAGUUGGGAUUCCGCUACAUUUCUACCUGGCUUCAUCAUUCCAUUCUGCUGGAGUCCAGUCUCAUUUAAACAUGUACUUGUAGGAGGACAUAAAUGUUACUUGUAUUUUACAAUGCUGUCACUGUGUGACAUCCCAUGUUGAUCACACUGCACUCAAUCAGCUGUGAUAAUUAUUGCUUAGAAAAUGCUGUAGGUAUCCUAGGAGGCAGUGUGACUUCUUUCCUUAUGGUUAAAACAAUGUGAUUAUGGUCCUGAAAGAUAUUUGAGAUAUCAGCUGGGGUGGGGGGUGGUGUUUUUUGUUUGUUUGUUUAUAUCAGAAUCCAUUUUUUAAAGAAGAAAAAAAACCUAUCAAGCUGGAAAUGAUGAGAUGCUGUUUUUGUUCAUUGUCAACAGUGUUGUGUUCAUCUUAUGUAUGUUCCUUAUUCCUAAGGAACGUACAGAAAUAAAAUUAUUGAAUAAGCAAA